UUCUGUAUGCCACAUACACAUACGCCUUCAGAUUAGCUUUCAGAAAGUCAUGCCCUCCUUCCUGCUGCUGUUGAUGUCUCGCGCGUUUACGUUUCAUAUUAGGCUUGAAGAAUCGGGGUUGUGUUCUUAGCGGUUUUUGAAAGCAAUCUUUUAAGAAAGCCCGAUCAUGAAUGUGCUUUAAUUUUGUUAAUGUGUUUUGAACACGUAGCAUAGGUUAGGCUAUUGCUUUCGAUUUCAUUGGAUUGCGAGGAAACUGAAACCAACGUAAACGGGAGAGCAAUGGAGAGUAGACUGUACAUGCCACCAAAAAUACAAGAGGAUCAUUUGAACAAAAUCAAGGAUGUGUUUGCUUCUGAAAGCUCUGAAGAAAUUCCCCACCGGCUUAUAUCCCUUUUGGAGGUUUUUGACCAUUUUAAGAUGGAUAUCGCCGUGACUGGAGAGUCUGGUGCAGGAAAGUCUUCUCUUAUCAAUGCGAUGCUUGGAUUGAACCCUGAUGACACAGGGGCUGCUCCAACCGGAGCCGUGGAAACCACAAAGCAAGCAACCAUGUAUCAUCAUUCAAAUCUGCCCCACGUCAGACUGUGGGAUCUUCCAGGGAUGGGCACUCCUUCUUUUGCCUCCAAGAGUUAUGUAAAGACUAUGAACUUCGACCUUUAUGACAUGUUUAUGAUCGUGAUAUCGGAGAGAGUCAGAGAAAACAACAUGCUGUUGAUUGAUGAAAUCGAGAAACGGAAGAAGCCAUUUUAUUUCAUUAGAACAAAAAUUGAUAAUGAUGUCCGUAGAAAGAAAAACAAAUUCAUUGCAUUGGAUCAAAUGAGACAAGACUGUGAGAAAUAUCUGAAGGAGAAGAAACUGGACCCCCAUGUGUUCCUAGUGUCGUCCCAUGAAACAGAAAAUUAUGACAUGCAGAAGCUCAUGGACACUUUUAAAGAUGAGGUUUCUCAGCUUAGAGCAGCAAUAUUUUCUGAUUUUCUGGACAAGAUGUUGCAUGGAGGAUGGAUAACGGCAAGGUAUGCUACAAAUCACAUCCAGCAGACUGGGAAACUUGAAACAGAGGACAUCACAGCAUUGCAGGAUAUGUAUAAGCGCACAGGAUAUGGAGCUGCGAAAGUCAGUGUUGUUCUGGAGGCUUUGAGUCACUUUCAACUAGAUGUUGCAGUGUUGGGUGAGACGGGCUCUGGAGCGUCCACUUUGGUAAAUGCCUUCAUUGGGCUGAAGAAUGAAGAGUGUGGUGCAGCUUCAGAAUCCAUCAGCAACCCAGCAAUGAGUCUGGGGUACCCAGAUGUCCGGUUCUGGGACAUAUCCGGUGUAGAGGCGGUCAUGGACUACUCAAUGUAUGAGAUGAAACAACACUUGAAUUGUUUUGACUUCUAUAUUAUCAUUGUAUCAGACUGGCAGAAAGCACGGCAUUUAAAACUAGCCAAAGCAGUUGAGGAAUUAAGGAAACAUUACCUCUUGGUCCAGACCAAAGUGGACCAUCAUCUACAGGCUCAAAGUGAGUUGUAUUGUGAUGAGUCUGAGAUGCUUGAUGGGAUUCGGGCGCAAUUUAUCCAGGAGCUUCAGAUGGCAAACCUGUCUGAACAGCAGAUGUUUCUCAUCAACAGUCUUGAUAGAUCUGCAUUUGACUUUGUAAGCUUGGAAAGUGCACUCUCCUGUGACCUCAACACUGUCAGGUCAAGUGCUUUUGCAUACUAUAUAGCAAGAAUAGUUAAGGAGCAAAAAUAACAAUAUGACAUGAUUUAGCACGAAACUGUUUAAUUUACAGUUAAAUAUUCAAGCUUACUAUAGUAUGGCUCCUGUUUUCAACUGGUGUGCAAUAUGUAAGGAAUAAUCGACAAUGGGUGAUUAGAAAUAUAAUGUUCACCCGAGGUGGGGAUUCGGAUGUUACUUCAUUCAAGUACAAUUUAAACUGACUACUUUACUUGAUUACAUUUUGGAAGAAAAAAAUGUACUUUUUACUCCUACAACUCUUACUACUAAAGUUUUUUUUUUUCUCAAAGUACAUUGCAUUGUUAUUGUUAGGGUUAUGUAUUUAUCUUAUGUACAUUAAAUAGCGUAAACGUAAGCUAAAACGUGCGUGCUUGAUGUGAGAACCAGUGAUCAUUGCUUUCACGCAUCAAGCACACACACAUUUCUACUUCGGUUAUAACUUUGUUUAGAUAAUGUCUAGGUUCAAUUAAUUCACCAUCACAUCUGAGGAAGCAUGUUGGGAUUGCAAAGUGGAGUUUUCUCCCAAAAAAGAUAAUUUAUUCUUUGUUUUGAUGGAGCCAUUAGCUGUGUAAUAUAUUAUCUGAAAAAAUAUGAAAAAUCAUCAUAUUUUUGUAGUAACUAUCAUUUUUUAAUUAAAUGAUAGUAAAUCUCCAAAAGUGUUUAAAUGGAUGUUGUAUGUUUGGUCAAUUAUAUGUUUAGUGAUGUUCUUACCAGGUAGUGGAUAAUUAUAUGAAUUAUCUAUAAUUAUCUAAUCAUCCUUUAGACAGUGAAGUAGACAAGACAAAAAAAUGGGCUUUCAAAAUAUUUUAAUUCCAUGACUCUCCUCAUUAAUUCAACCCAUUCUUGCAUCCUGUUUGGAAUGUUUCUAACCUCUGCAUCACAAAUGUUAUUAAAAGUGGGACCACUACAGAAACCACACAAAGUGAACAUGAUGGUCAAGUUUAAAAUAUUAGUAUUGUAAUCUUCUUACAUAUGCCUAUUGUUUCAUUUAGGAAGACACUGAUUCAUGAACGGAGGCUGUACGGCUUACCGUCAUAUUCACUUUGGGUAGUUUUUGAAGCGUCAUUUUUGGACGUCCUAUGCCUAUAAGAAGUGAGAUGAUUUAAUUUAGAUGCUUUAGAUCUUAGUUUGUGUAAAAGUACAAAAGUAACUUGUUAUUGCUAUUGUUAUUUGUCUAGAUACUUGUACUUUCAUUUGAAUACAAUUUUUUUUGAGUACUUUUUACACCUCUGGUGUCUACAAGACAUCGAUUAAAAGAUAUAUGAGAGCAUGUAAAUUACCUCAGAGUCUGUGCAUCUCUCAAAAGCGUUUGGCUAAAACACUUAAAACUUAAGCUAAAUUUCUUUGCUAACAGUGUCGUCGUUACCUCAAGUUGAUUGGAACUUUAAUGCAGUCAAAGAGCUGCCUGGAUGUACGUUUGUUUGGCUGAAAUUGCUUUGUUCUAAUGUUUGCAAAAGAACAGAAGAUAUAGAACAGAAAAUUAUCGGUAGGAUUUGGUCUGCACUAAAACAUGUUAACUGUUGAUCUGUGAUCAGUACUAUUUUAAUAUAUGUUUGUAAUAAUUGUAAUAACUGCAGAUUCUCAUUUCACAUUUAAAACGGUUUCUUGUUUAAUAAAAUGUUUAUGAAAAAUG
Messenger RNA from Puntigrus tetrazona (Sumatra barb), 3343 nucleotides. RefSeq names its product immunity-related GTPase family, q1 (gene irgq1). The coding region runs from base 280 to 1725 and encodes 481 amino acids. Gene Ontology annotation, cellular component: membrane. Gene Ontology annotation, molecular function: GTP binding. The transcript has 3 exons. The record is from RefSeq and is a predicted model, not a curated record. NCBI's taxonomy places the organism in Eukaryota, Metazoa, Chordata, Actinopteri, Cypriniformes, Cyprinidae.